Erpetoichthys calabaricus (reedfish) is the source of this 768-nucleotide messenger RNA. Its product is annotated as dynein light chain roadblock-type 2-like. Gene Ontology annotation, molecular function: dynein intermediate chain binding. The transcript is spliced from 2 exons. Lineage: Eukaryota; Metazoa; Chordata; Cladistia; Polypteriformes; Polypteridae. Bases 117 to 407 code for a protein of 96 amino acids. Gene Ontology annotation, cellular component: cytoplasmic dynein complex; centrosome; cytoplasm. The record is from RefSeq and is a predicted model, not a curated record. Gene Ontology annotation, biological process: microtubule-based movement.
UUAAUGUCUAUGGUCAUCUUCUCGUGAGACCUUGUGACAGUUAGUCUGUAAUUAUAAAUAAUUUCUCCUUUACAUUCCAGUAGUCAGUAGGUGAUUAUAUUCUGAAGUCUGCAGAGAUGUCAGAGGUUGAGGAAACUCUAAAAAGGAUCCAGUCUCAUAAGGGAGUGGUUGGAACUAUAGUUGUAAAUGCUCAAGGGAUACCAAUUCGGACAACACUAGACAACUCUACCACACUCCAAUAUGCUGCACUUUUGCGUCAGAUUACAAUACUGGCUAGAGGCACGGUGAGAGAUAUUGACCCACAGAAUGACCUUACCUUUUUACGGAUGAGGUCUAAGAAGCAUGAAGUCAUGGUGGGAUUGGACAAGGAUUUUUUGUUUGUAGUGGUUCAAGCUCCAAGUGAAUAGCAUGGCUGCAGAUUUCUCUUCACGUUCUGUGGAAACCAUUCACUUGCUUCAGGGCUAGUAGACUGAUCUCAAGUCCUCUGAUGUCACUUCAGGUUCCUCCAGCAUCACUCCCAGUUCCUGUGCCUCUGGACCUGCCUCUUCCUGUCUAGUCUCCAUAUAAACUGCCAUUUUAACCCUUGAAUUCAGUGCCAUUUUGAACUCAGUCUGUAAAAUCUACUUUUUUUCAACCUGCUUUAUCCAAGUCUAUGGAGUGGAUACCCCAACACUUUGUGUUUUGUGCUUAUUUUACAAUAUGUUCAUUCUGUGUCAUUGCAGAGGACUGCAUUCUAGUGCAUGACAUUAUAAUUUUUUGUCUUGCUUA